GCUUCACCAUGGCAUGAUACCUUUAAUUCUCUCUUCUAUUUAUCUCUCUCCACUUGUAGUUCACGUACUACAUUUUCGUAUAUUUCCCUUUCUUUCUCAACGUGAUUUGAUUCUCUUUCUCUCCCCAACUUUCUCUUUCCUAUUCUGCAUUUGUUGUUUUCUUCUUCAUUUUUCUGAUUCCGUGCAACGCUUCUCCAUCUUUCAACAAACCCAUUAUUCCAUUUCCCUUUCUCCUCUUCCUCUACUUUUUUCCUGAGACACCACCCUCUAUUCAUCUCAUUUUUCUUAGUACUGUCUCUCUCUACCCAGUAUUCUCCUUUCCUCCACCUCUGCUUUGUUUCCUAAAGAUAUGAAGGUUGGUUGGUUGGUGGGCUGUUGUUGAUUCGCUCUGUGUAUCAUUUUCUGGAUUCUGAUUCGAUUUUCUUGACUGGGUCUUGAAGCUUGUGCUGAAACUGGAUUUACAUGAUGACAAAGCCAAACAGAAGGCUUUGAAGACAGUUUCUACUCUUCCAGGGAUUGAUUCCAUUUCCAUGGACAUGAAAGAGAAGAAAUUAACAAUAAUAGGAACAGUGGAUCCAGUGAAUGUAGUGAGCAAACUGAGGAAAUAUUGGCCAACAGCAGACUUGGUGGCAGUAGGGCCAGCAAAGGAGCCAGAGAAGAAAGAAGAACCAAAGAAGGAAGAACCCAAAAAGGAGGAGGCCAAAAAGGAGGAACCCAAGAAGGAGGAGGAGCCAAAGAAAGAGGAAGCACCACCAGCCAAGAAGGAGGAAGAGCCCAAGAAGGAAGAACCCAAGAAGGAAGAAGAGAAGAAAAUAGACCCAGUGAUGGAGCUUGUCAAGGCAUACAGGGCAUAUAAUCCACACAUGACCACACACUACUAUGUUCAAAGCAUGGAAGAGAAUCCAAAUGCUUGUGUCAUCUGCUGAAACUAAUGUUAGAAGAAAUUGGCAAAGGAGUCCAAAGGCUACGGAGGAUCAUCAUCAUCAUCAGCUCUUGUGUAUACCCGCCCAUGUUUCAUUCAUCUCUUGAAGAGUAAGUGUUAUAUGUAGAGAUACAUAACAAAUAAGUUUUGGAACUUGUUUCUAAUGCUUCCUUAUAAAUCAUAUUUUGGGUGAUUCUAAAUUUUCAUAAUUCCAUAGAUUUUAUA
This is a messenger RNA of Vitis riparia (riverbank grape), 1147 nucleotides long. RefSeq names its product heavy metal-associated isoprenylated plant protein 39. Gene Ontology annotation, molecular function: metal ion binding. The record is from RefSeq and is a predicted model, not a curated record. Lineage: Eukaryota; Viridiplantae; Streptophyta; Magnoliopsida; Vitales; Vitaceae. The coding region runs from base 531 to 926 and encodes 131 amino acids. The transcript is spliced from 3 exons.